CCUCACCGUGCCGAUGCUGGUAAGUGAUGCAAAUAUGAGGUGUUGAUGUCCUUAGCGUGAGCAGCCCAUUACAAUUUGCAUUUCAUGAUGUUUCGGAUCAUCUACCUGCAUUUGUGUUGCGAUUACUUCUUUUGUAGACUAGUCCAGAAAAUCCCACAAUUCAACCACAGGAAAAUGGCUCCUGCUUCCCGGUCUCUUCCCUGAAAAAAGCGUGCGAACGCCUGGACUGCAGCCUGGUCUCCCCGGGGACCUACUACGAUCUGAAGACAAACUCGUGCCAGCAGAAUGUCUGCAGCAGCUGCGCAAAUGGAAGAGGCGCGGUCGGGAACACUUGCUUGCUGCACGGCGGCGUGGAUUGCGUCUCUUGUGA
Amoebophrya sp. A120 is the source of this 370-nucleotide messenger RNA. The record is from the annotation of a GenBank genome assembly. Lineage: Eukaryota; Dinophyceae; Syndiniales; Amoebophryaceae.